AUGCAAAUUGAACCACUCAUUUUGCUAGCCUUUGCAACGUCGCUUGUCCAAGCAGCUGCAUUUAAAGUGAAAAGAUAUGACAACUCCAGUGCCGUUCAUAGUUCGUCGUCGUCACCACUCAGCUCUUUGACGAGCUUGACAUCUUCUGAAGAAGAAGAAGAUGUCACUUCGACCAUUACCCAGUAUGUCACCGUGACAUUGCAAACCACAACGGAGACAUCGGCACUUGGUACAGUGACCACCACUUUUGCCUCGAGUGCUUCGUCACAGAGACAAACUAUUGACGCUCAAGUCAAGGCCGCUGUCACGCCAGAAGCACCAUCGUCUGCUGCUCCUAGUACAGUGGCCAGCUCGUUGCAAACAUCAGCCAUUGCCGCAGGCGCAGUUGAAAAGGCAGUUUCCCCAACAGGUGCAGGUGCAGCAGCAUCACAGGCUUCCCCUGCUUCCAGCGCCGACGCUGAUGAUGUUUGCGUUCCAUCGACGGUGACCGUCACCGUCACCGCAACACCAAGUGCAACUCCAGUUGCUGCUGCUGCCGCAACACCUAACACCCACGUCUCAACUACGACCUAUGUCACUCAAUACCCAGUCGAGGCCGCUUUUACACACGACGAUACCACAACUACCAUCACUUCAUACGUCCAAGUGACCCAAACGCAGCUUUACACUUUGAGUUCGAGUUCAGGCUCAAGUUCAAGCGUGGAGGCAGUUCCCACGUAUGGAACAACUGCUGGCUCGAUCUCGAUCGUUCCAACCUACGUAGGAAAAGCUUACUCCAACAACACCAUUGCCGCAAACACUUAUGCCAAUACAACCACUUGGUAA
This is a messenger RNA of Lodderomyces beijingensis, 825 nucleotides long. The record is from the annotation of a GenBank genome assembly. Lineage: Eukaryota; Fungi; Ascomycota; Pichiomycetes; Serinales; Debaryomycetaceae.